GAAAAUGAACGUGUCUUCGUUUCAUGCUAGGAGGCAAAUAAAAACCACAGAACUCAGGAAAUACAAGCUCUCUGCUGUUGACUGCUUUACACUGAAUCACUCUCUCUAACACUCUCCUGUUUUACGAAUUCUGUCCUUACACAUCUUUUUCUGUCUGAUUGGCUAUAGUUGGAAACUCUGGGUUUGGACCACACUUGCAGUUUCAGCAAUCUGCAGUUUGUGGUUGUAUCUUCACUAUUUACACUGCGGCAAACCAUUGAGCUUGUUGGGACUAUGGGAAAUUUAUGUUGCAAACGAAGGAAUAAGAAACUUGAAAGAGCUGAAGAUAAUGACAAUCAGACAGCAACAGCAGCCGACACAAAGACAGAAGAUGUCCUAUAUGCCUCUAUUGACCACACUACCAUCCAUCCAGAAAGGCCUGUUCAAAAAUUGGAGGAUAAUGAUUGUGAUUAUGCCGUUGUAAAGCUCCCUCAAAACACAACAGACAUGGCCAAGCAAAAAAGCAAUGAGGACUGUUCAGAUGAUUAUGUGCUCAUGGGCUGAGCAUUAAAAUACUUAUGUGGCUGAAAUCAGCACAUUCAGCAGGAAUGGACACCUGAGAAAUUGAGCCCUUGUUGACUUUGUAUAGGAUGGAAUGAUUAUUAUUAUUAUUAUUAUUCAUUUUAAUUAAUUUAUGGAGGUUUUCAUUUCAUGUCUGUUUUUCCCCCCACUGCAUAUUUACAACAUGAAGUAUAACAUAUUAAAGAUUUUUUAUAUAUAUAAUUUGAUGCAUUGUCAGUAAUGUGAACAGUGAAUAAAAGCGCAUAUUAUGUUUAUCUUCCUAUAUGUGUAUGUGUUAUAUAAAUUUGACUAAUGAAACUGAAGAGAGAUUUAUAUUUUUCUAAUGAUUCCUAGUUCUCGGUCAUCAAAGAGGAAUCAAAUGUGUUUAGUAUGAUUAAUAAAUACACUGUAAAAAAUAAACUUUUGUUUGACUUUUGUAACAUUUUUAGUCAACUCGAAAUAAAGCUGUAU
Pimephales promelas (fathead minnow) is the source of this 1011-nucleotide messenger RNA. RefSeq lists its product as uncharacterized. NCBI's taxonomy places the organism in Eukaryota, Metazoa, Chordata, Actinopteri, Cypriniformes, Leuciscidae. The record is from RefSeq and is a predicted model, not a curated record.